GCAGAAGCAAAGCACCAUCUAGUCGCUGCUCUGUGUUUUGUUUUGGUUUCGGAGGAGCGCACGGGCGGGCACUGAUUAAGUAGCCUCAGCAGCGCGUUAAUAAAACACAAUUUGACAAGACAGUACAUCUGUAGUCGCUAUAUGAGACUACUGCUAGACUGGGAAUUUAACUAUACUCCAACAAAAUGACAACGGCAACAGACAUGGGGUCCACGAAAAUAACACCCGAGGUUCUAAAAGAGAUGUUACAAUAUUAUAACUUGACGCGACAAGAGUUUAUCGAUUCUUACAACAUACAGCCGCUGGUCUACAUUCCCGAGCUACCGUCGGGUGCGAAGACUAUUUUUGUGAUUAUGUAUGCUAUCAUUUUUGUUUUGGCUUUGGUUGGAAACAGUUUGGUUGUCUACAUAGUUGUGCGUAAAAGAUCCAUGCAGACGGCUACUAAUAUUUUCAUCUGUUCUCUGGCGGUAAGCGACUUGCUCAUCACUUUCUUCUGCAUACCGUUCACCUUGUUACAGAACAUCUCCUCCGAAUGGCUAGGAGGCGUACUGGUCUGCAAGGCCAUUCCAUUUGUCCAGACCACGGCUAUAGUCACCGGCAUCCUCACAAUGACCUGCAUCGCCGUGGAGAGGUACCAUGGAAUCGUAUUCCCCUUGAAAAUGAGGAGGCAGUACACACCGAAAAGAGCAUACAAGCUGCUAGGACUGGUGUGGAGUGCAUCCGUAGUGGUGGGAUCCCCGAUGCUGUUUGUCCAGCAGCUGGAGGUGAAGUAUGACUUCCUGUACGACCACCACCAUGUGUGUUGCCAGGAACGUUGGCGAUCCCUGACCCACAGAAAGGUGUACACCACCUUCAUCAUGGUGGCCCUGUUCCUGAUGCCGAUGGCGGCCAUGCUGUUUCUGUACACACGUAUAGGGAUAGAGCUGUGGAUCAGGAAGAGGGUGGGGGACUCCUCUGUCCUGAGUACCAUGAACCACAGAGAGGUCAUCAAAAUAUCCAGGAAGAAGAAGCGAGCUGUGAAAAUGAUGAUUACCGUUGUGUUGCUGUUCACUAUUUGCUGGGCACCAUUUCAUACAGUCCACAUGCUAUUUGAAUACAAAAACCUGGAGAGCUACGACGAGGUGACGGUGAACAUGAUCAUUGCCAUCGUCCAGGCGAUUGGGUUCUCCAACUCCUUCAACAACCCCAUCGUCUACGCCUUCAUGAACGAGAACUUCAAGAAGAGCUGCGUGGCCACCCUGUCCCACUGCCUCAGGAAGAACUCCGACCAGCAGGGAGGCGCUGUGGAGGCACCAAAACACCAGUCCGUGCGGUUCAUUAGACCACUCAAGAGGGAGGCCUUCACGGAGACCAUUGGUGGCGGGAGUGUUGGAGCCCAGGUGCAGGGCGAGCCAGGAAACGGAGAGUCGUCUUCGGCCUUUGCCGCAGAGAAUUUAACUGUGAACUCAGAGCUACCUGCGAGCAGCGUCGAUCUGUUGACGUAGUUUCUUGUUGAAGCCGUUAAUAUAAAAUGGGAAGCACAAUGGGCAAUUGGUGCCAAAAGUACAGUUGAAAUGACUAUGACCCUGCUGAUUAAGAUUGGUCGACUGGAACGUCAGCUGGUUUUCUCACAGUACCCUGGAUGUCCUUAGGGAGUCCCUACUGAUGAUUUUUCAACAGUGGCAUUUGAUUGUAUUUUACUCAACAACUCUGUGACUGAGAAAAUACUGACAGGAUGGUUUAUAGAGGUCUAAGCGAAUGGAACGCUUCUGAGUCAGAAUGGGUUUGAAUUCCACUGCUUUUUUGACUCCUCUCCACCUUCCACUUUUCUGUCUCUAUAAUAAAAACCAAAAUUACAAACAAGUGAGAUUGUCCCAUUAAAAAAUACCUUUAAAAUAUAAGUAAUAAUCAUGAUGGCACAAUCUAGGGAAAGAUGACAAAUGGAUUCGUUUUAUGAAUUUGAAUCAAUCACCUUUAACCUUUUAGGGCCUCAAAAGUGGCAUAUCCAUGUGGAAAGGGUCUUUCUCAAUGUUGAAAAAGUUACAUCACACUCAGAAGACAGAUAUCGACUUGGUUGUAUGUGUGUGAUCAAAUCAGCAUUGAAUGUUUUCUCGUUCCUUAUUUUCUUUACCAGAGCCCUGAUGGUGGUUACACCAUCCUUUUCCAUCUAGCCAUGGCAGUAGUUGGACACAGUGGAUCAUGAAUGUCUCAUCAACAGACUAAACACCUUGCUUCUCUGGUUUCAUGUCCAUCUGACAGACGAGAGGAAUUUGGCCCUUUUGAAUCCAAACCUGUCUAAUGUAUUUACAAUGACUAAUGUAUUUACAAUGUCUAAUGUAUUUACAAUGACUAAUGUAUUUACAAUGACUAAUGUAUUUACAAUGACUAAUGUAUUUACACAGAGCUCUGUUCCAGGGCCACUCCUGUUCCGCCUUCACCUGCUCCCACUUGGGAUGUUUAUCAAAGGAUUUGAACAACUGUCAUGUUUGUGCUGAUGACACUCAAUUACAUGUCAGGAGUGAAGGGGCCUCUGAGAGGGUAAAAAACCUGACACACCGCCUAGAUGUAAUCAAGAGAUGGAUGCAGUUGAACUUUGUGAGCUCAGUUGCAGCAAAUCAUAGCUGGAGAUUAUUGGUUUUAAAAUUGCAUGGGUGCAAGUUGUGCACAUCCUUCUGGAUAAUGAAUGCCACCACCUGCUUUUUUCCAAGGACCUAAGUGAGAUUUGGUUUGUGAAAUGAACAUGUCAAAAUGUUAAUCUAACAAGAAAAAAACACUUAAUAAAAACUUAAAAACUC
This is a messenger RNA of Esox lucius (northern pike), 2774 nucleotides long. Its product is annotated as pyroglutamylated RF-amide peptide receptor. Gene Ontology annotation, cellular component: membrane. NCBI's taxonomy places the organism in Eukaryota, Metazoa, Chordata, Actinopteri, Esociformes, Esocidae. Gene Ontology annotation, molecular function: neuropeptide Y receptor activity; peptide binding. The transcript is spliced from 6 exons. Bases 186 to 1484 code for a protein of 432 amino acids. Gene Ontology annotation, biological process: G protein-coupled receptor signaling pathway. The record is from RefSeq and is a predicted model, not a curated record.